GCGCAAAGAGAACUACACUUCCCAGGAGGCAACGGGGCCUGCCAUGUUUUUCCCGUGCUCCUCUUGGCCAGCCGCCCCACACGCCGUCGGCUCUAUAGCAACGGUAGCUAGCGGCGGGGAGAGAGUGGCGAUAGGCAAUGUCUGGUCCAGCUGAUGAGACUGCAGGAGACCUGCCUGUGAAAGAUAUAGGUCUGAAUCUCUUUGGAGUGGGAGGGUUACAAGAAACUUCAACAACACGGACAAUGAAGUCUCGCCAAGCAGUGUCACGUAUCAGUCGUGAGGAACUGGAAGACAGAUUUUUACGUUUGCAUGAUGAGAACAUUUUACUUAAACAACAUGCCCGCAAGCAAGAGGAUAAAAUUAAAAGAAUGGCCACCAAGUUAAUACGGCUAGUUAAUGACAAGAAAAGAUAUGAGCGGGUUGGUGGCGGCCCCAAGCGGCUGGGAAGAGAUGUGGAAAUGGAAGAAAUGAUUGAGCAGCUGCAAGAGAAAGUUCAUGAGCUUGAAAGACAAAAUGAAGCCCUCAAAAACAGAUUAAUUUCAGCCAAACAGCAACUUCAGAUCCAGGGUUACAGGCAAACUCCAUACAGUUAUGUGCAAUCUCGUGUUAACACUGGGCGUAGAAAAGCGAAUGAAAAUGCAGGCUUACAGGAAUGCCCCAGGAAAGGUAUUAAAUUCCAAGACAAAGAUGUAGCAGAAACUCUGCAACCCAUGCCUACAAAAUAUGGCAACAGUUUACUUGAAGAAGCCAGAGGAGAAAUACGAAAUUUAGAAAAUGUAAUUCAGUCACAGAGAGACCAGAUAGAAGAGUUAGAGCACUUGGCUGAGAUCCUGAAAACUCAGUUGAGGAGGAAAGAAAAUGAAAUUGAGUUAUCUCUUCUUCAGCUUCGAGAACAGCAGGCUACAGAUCAAAGGUCAAACAUUCGGGACAACGUAGAAAUGAUUAAGCUUCAUAAGCAGCUAGUGGAGAAAAGCAAUGCUCUUUCAGUAAUGGAAGGAAAAUUUAUUCAGCUUCAAGAGAAGCAAAAAACUCUCAGGAUCAGCCAUGAUGUCUUGAUGGCAAAUGGAGACGAGCUAAAUAUGCAACUUAAAGAGCAGCGUUUAAAAUGCUGCAGUCUUGAGAAACAAUUGCGAUCCAUGACGUUUUCUGAAAGGAGAAUAGAGGAGCUUCAGGAUAGAAUUCAUGACUUAGAAAAGGAACGGGAACUUUUAAAGGAAAACUAUGAUAAACUUUAUAACAGUGCCUUCAGUGCUGCCCAUGAAGAGCAAUGGAAGUUAAAGGAACAGCAGCUGAGAGUACAGAUUGCUCAACUGGAGACUGCUCUGAAAUCUGAUUUAACAGACAAAACUGAAAUCCUUGACAGAUUAAAAACUGAAAGAGACCAAAAUGAGAAAGUUAUUCAAGAAAAUAGAGAACUGCAGUUACAGUACCUGGAACAAAAGCAACAACUUGAUGAACUUAAAAACCGCAUGAAGUUUUACAACCAGGAGAGUGAUAUUAAUGCUGAUGAAUUGAGUGAAGCUCUCCUGCUUAUAAAGGCUCAAAAAUCACAAAAAAAUGGAGACCUUUCUUUUUUAGAGAAAGUAGACAGUAAAAUUAGUAAAGAUCUAGAGCGUUCCAUGAAAGAGCUGCAGGCGACUCAUGCAGAAACAGUGCAAGAACUGGAAAAGACAAGAAACAUGCUAAUCAUGCAACAUAAAAUUAAUAAAGAUUAUCAGAUGGAAGUUGAGUCAGUGACCCAGAAGAUGGAAAAUUUGCAGCAAGAUUAUGAACUCAAAGUGGAACAGUAUGUUCAUCUUCUUGAUAUCAGAGCUGCACGCAUCCAGAAACUAGAAGCCCAAUUAAAGGAUAUUGCCUAUGGCACCAAGCAGUACAAAUUUAAACCGGAAAUCAUGCCAGAUGACUCUGUUGAUGAAAUUGAUGAAACCAUUCACUUAGAACGAGGCGAAAACCUAUUUGAAAUCCACAUCAGCAAAGUAACCUUUUCUUCCGAAGUUUUACAGGCAUCUGGAGAUAAGGAGCCUGUCACCUUCUGUACUUACGCUUUCUAUGAUUUUGAACUACAGGCAACUCCCAUAGUGCGGGGCCUUCACCCGGAAUAUAACUUUACUUCUCAAUAUCUUGUUCAUGUUAACGACUUAUUCUUACAAUAUAUUCAGAAAAAUACUAUCACUCUAGAGGUCCACCAAGCUUACAGCACAGAUUAUGAAACAAUUGCAGCAUGUCAAUUGAGAUUCCAUGAAAUUCUAGAAAAAAGCAGUCGAAUAUUUUGCACAGCAAGUUUAGUUGGAACUAAAGGAGACAUCCCAAAUUUUGGCACAGUGGAAUACUGGUUCCGAUUAAGAGUUCCCAUGGAUCAAGCAAUUCGACUUUAUCGAGAGCGGGCAAAGGCUUUGGGAUACAUAACAUCAAAUUUUAAGGGGCCAGAGCAAAUGCAGCGGUUAAGUCAGCAAGCACCCAAAACUGCUCAGCUCAGUUCUACUGAUUCCACAGAUGGCAACUUAAAUGAACUUCAUAUUACAGUAAGAUCCUGCAACCACCUGCAGUCCCGAGCAAGCCACCUGCAGCCACACCCAUAUGUUGUGUACAAGUUUUUUGAUUUUGCAGACCAUGAUACAGCCAUCAUUCCCAGUAGCAAUGAUCCACAGUUUGAUGAUCACAUGUGUUUCCCAGUGCCAAUGAAUAUGGAUUUGGAUCGAUACCUUAAGUCAGAGUCUCUGAGUUUUUAUGUGUUUGAUGAUAGUGAUACCCAGGAGAAUAUUUACAUAGGAAAAGUCAAUGUGCCUCUGAUUUCACUGGCACAUGACAAGUGUAUUUCAGGAAUAUUUGAGUUAACAGAUCACAAAAAGCAUCCUGCAGGAACCAUCCAUGUAAUAUUGAAAUGGAAAUUUGCUUACCUUCCUCCAAGUGGAUCCAUCACAACUGAAGGCUUAGGAAAUCUCAUACAGAAAGAAGAGUCAGAAGUUGUUCAAAGGCUACCUCCAGCAUCCUCUGCUAGCACAUUAGUUGUAGCACCAACACCUAAACCAAGACGUUUAACACCUAAAGAUAAGAAGGUAUCGUUUGUGGAUAUCACACAACAUCAGGAUUCUGAGACCUCUAUUCCUGCUAAAGAUACAAAGGAAAUUUCACCAGAAGUGGAACAUACGCCAGAAACAGAAAUUAAUAUGCCAACUAUUUCACAUAUUCCUGAGGUUUCUCAGGAAAGCAGUGUAGGUAAGGUAAAGGAAAACACUGAGAUAAUGCAACAAGGGAAAAACGAUGAUGUGUCUUUACUAUCUGAGGGUCAGCUUGCAGAACGAAGUUUGACUUCUUCUGAAGAUGAAACAGAAAUAACUGAAGAACUGGAACCAGAAGAUGUAGGAGACAGAUCAGCUUCUGACAGUGAUGAAUGUAUUAUUCCAGGUCCUAUCUCCAGUAUCAAACAGCCAUCAGAAAAAAUUCGAAUUGAGAUCAUAGCUCUGAGCCUUAAUGAUUCUCGAGUAACUGCGGAUGACACUAUCCAACGGCUGUUCGUUGAGUGCAGAUUCUACAGUCUUCCUGCUGAAGAGACACCUGUGUCACUGCCAAAACCCAAAAGUGGGCAGUGGGUCUACUACAACUAUAGCAAUGUGAUCUACAUGGAUAAAGAAAACAACCAAGCAAAGAGAGACAUCUUAAAAGCGAUACUACUAAAACAAGAGAUGCCCAAUAGAAGUGUUCGCUUCACUGUGGUCAGUGACCCUCCGGAGGAUGAGCAGGAUCUGGAGUGCGAGGACAUCGGCAUCGCUGACGUUGACCUCGCUGACAUGUUUCAGGAAGGGAGAGACAUCAUCGAGCAAAAUAUUGACGUUUUUGACACACGAGCAGAUGGUGGAGGUAUUGGCAAGCUCAGGGUAACAGUGGAAGCACUCCAUGCCCUACGGUCUGUCUACGAGCAAUACAGAGAUGACUUGGAGGCUUGAAAGAAACCGCUCCAGAGGCAUCUCCUACUCCUGAGUAAAUGCUUACAUACAUGAAAGCGCUUAGAUGAGAUCUCUGUAAUUACUCUGGUGUAUAUAAUCUAUAAUUCAUGGGAGGCUGGGGGAAGGGAAGAGGCCUGGGUUUAAAGUGUUCAAGUUUUGUAUACUUUUUCAUUUGUUUAUUUUUCUAUUCCCUCCUUCCCAUGACUGCCACCCCUCAGGACUUAAGUUCUCCACAUUGGGCCACACCUUCUCAAUAAUUUAUAUCUGCACGAUAGCAUGAGAAAGUCUAUUUGCAUUUUCAGCAUUUUCUUAUGAAGAACUGAAAUGCAAUUCCCAUUUUUAUUUUUAAUAAGCAAAAAGCAUUAAUCUUAGAAAACCUAUGAAAAAGAAAUACUUUUAUGUUAUCCCUAAUUGUCCCACUAAAUGGAAUGCCUAUGAUUAGCCUCAUUAAGAGUUUUAUACUGUGAAGAUUUUAUUAGAAGCAAUAUAUGAAAAUUACUUGGAUUAAUGUGUUAAUCUUCCUCUUUAAAAUGCUAAUAUCCAUUUUAUGCACAUUAAAGCUCAGUAUGCACUUUCUUUGAUGCAUGCCAUUUCUAUCAAUUAAAUAUAAAGAAUGAGACUUGGCACCAACUUAUUAAAUUACUGCAAGUUUUUUUGUUAUUCUGUCUUAAACAUUACAGUUCUUAUUUGUAUGAUUUUCAUGUGUUUGUGAUGGUAAUAUAGGACCCAGGGCUGUGUGUAGGUACAGAGAUAGAUACAUAGAUGUAUAUGAAAUUCACACUUCGAAAACUUAGCUUAUGACAUAGGAAGAAAAUACUAAAAAUGUGGCUCAAAUUCUGAUAUACUUAGUUAAACCUGAAAGGAGUAUCUUUUUAUCUUUUUUUAAAAUUUGCAUCAAGCUGGUACAAUGCUAGGAUGUAUCUGGAUAACCAGAUCCUCGAAAAGCAGCUCAGAAAGUUAAUUUUCUAGCUUUUACUCAAUCUCACUGAAGGAUUUAAUUGAUAUUUUUAAUGGAGCUGUGAAUCAAUGCUGCAAAGGAAUUGUCUCUAGAGGUCUGGGAUAUAAUGCAUUUCAUUUUUUAAUUUACUUUUUUAUUUGUCAUUUUCUUCAAAGGAUUUUUAUAGGCUGUGGGUUUUCACUGUUUGCAAACAGGCUAUGUUCCUUCUUAAGCAUAUGUAAAGUAUUCAGGGAGAUAAGUAAUUUAUUAAAAUCUACCUAAUUUGCCGUGAUAUAUUAAAUCUCUGCUUCAGUGAUCACAGACCAUUUCAUUUAGAGAAUUAGGCAUUCCCUCUUUGUGUGAUUAAAGCUCUGGAAAAUGAGUUCUUUGCUCCUAUUUGUGAACAUUCAAAGCCUGCUAAUGGCAAGAAGAUGGAAUAGAUUAUGAGACAAUUCAUUACAGUUCAACAGAAAAAAAAAAGCAGCCAUAAUGCAAAAAUGCAAGUAUGAAUAUCUGCAUAUAGUUUGAACCAUCUGUGCUCUAAUGGCUUCAAUAAUGACUCUCGUCUUUAGGAGGCUUUGAAAUGACAUCCGUACAAUAUUAAUUUGUUGAUGUACAUUGUGGGACCAGUAGAGUAUGAUCUGACUACAGAAAUCUAUAAAUUCUGUCUCUACCAUUGGGCCUCCCUGUCUGGGGCCGGCCAUCUCCAAGAAGAAUCUUGCUCUCAUCAAACUCUGAGAAUCUUCAUAACAACUCAUUCCUCUGGAACCUUCUAGAGACCACAAACAUCUGUGGACUAAACCUCUCCAACCCUAGUAAACAGCCACAUGUUUGUUGUCACUUCAGCUGGCUCUGAGCUCAUCUUUUUGGCCCCUCUUUCUAGCUUUCUUUGGCUUUAAGCAGUUACAGUGUCAUUAAGGCCCAUAAUAUUCCCUGCACUAAUUUAAAACAGCCGGAAUAUACCCUGGGAUUAACUGAGUGGUUUUUGAGACAUUUAUUGUGGUAUUCUCCCAGGAGGUUUGUAUUAUUGUUUUAAAACGUUACAUCCCAAACUAAAGACCCUUUCUGCAGGGAAGACCGGAUUGUGCUGACUUCUUAUGAUCUUCAAGUGGAAAGGGGAAGUUUUUAUUAGAAAACUUCUGAGAUUUAGUCAACUGUGUGGAAUGUAUACCUCAGAUUACAUUGGAGAAUUAGCCAUCUUUCUGUGACUUUCAUGUGUAUCAUAACAGAUUAUUAAAUAUUCCUCUUCUAGUUUUAAAAUACUGAGCUUCAAACUACAUGAAUUUUCACAAAACUCCUCAUAAGAAGUUGAAUAGCUGCUUGACACAUUCUGAAGUGGGUAAGUGGUAUUGGAUGCUUCAAAUGGGUUUCAUAAUCUGUCUGAGAAUAGGUUUUUUGGUUCUGUCUUGUGUUGACCAGAGUUCAUUGAAAAGGUCAGUACCUUUCAGGAUACAGAGCAGUGGUUUCCUCUUGGUGACCCAAGCCUGAGCCAUUAAGUAUGGCUUGAGGGUAGCGGGUGCCAACAGUGGCCCUGCCACCCAGAUACACCAGCUUAAGGUAAAGCCUGUGUCAACUUACAGCUCUUGGUGUAAACGAACACAGUACACUCAGCAUUUUUGGGGUUGUAAUGCUUUUAGUUUGGGAGUAUAAAUAGAGACGUGAUGUGGUGUGCGGGAGAGUGUAUUUUACAUGUUUUUGCCUACUGUAGUAGAAAUGUCAAAUUCCUAGCCACUGUCAUGAGAAGCAGUUGACAAAAAUAAGCUUUAUGGUUUACAGUGUGGUUUACGUAGAGAACAUUUCUCUUCACUCUCAGUUUCAACAUGUUUUCUAAAUUAUCACGGUUUAUUGCCAUUUAACUUAAAUUAGUUUUUUUAAGAAUAAAUAGAGAAUAUAUUUAAUCAAAUAAAGAACAGCCACAUUGAAAUUCUGCUGUUCCUGCCAUUCACUUGUUACCACAAAACACAAAUAAUUUCUACGUAUUAUAAAGAAGUAUGGGCUGAGAAGUGGUCUUGUGAUUGGGGAGGUUCUGUGUGCACCCACGUUCCCACAACAAAACAUAAAUUAUUUUAGUAAUCUGACAUCAAGAGCUGUGACAAUGAAAACCACUUCUUACACAUGUUCUAACAAGAAUCUGAUUAACAUUUUUGUGGAUAUGGAAAAUAAGGUUUUUUUUUAGUCAAACUGGCACUAUUGCUGAAUUUAGAAUGAUUUCCUUAUGCUCUAGACAGCAAAAUGUGCAUCAUGUCUGUGAGCAAAUAUGAGAAUAAAAUACCGUCUUUGGGUAGCACAGAACAACCAAGGGAGAGCUUUGGGGAUAUAAAAUUACUGCGUGAUUGACAAUACCAGGAUGGUCAUUCAUCCCCAACUAUGAGAGGACAUUUUAAUAAGUCACUCAUGCCUGAAGGCCUGUGACUACCUUAACAAAGGAAAACCAAACCCAUGAUUUAUUACAGAUUGGGCAACCUGCCUAAUUAGAUCCAUGAAUGGGAGCAAACGCAGCUUUACAUCCCCUUUGUUCAGAACAAAAACAACCCCCAGGUCAGCCAGAAAGCUAAAAAAAAUCAAAGCUAUAGAAACAAGUGUUUUAGAAACUGGAAAUAUAGAAUUAGAAAACAUCUCCUCAUCCCAACCUCUUUUAUCUUGCAAGAUAGAACACUCACUUCCAUUUCAAAGCAGCACCAGUGGACUGCACCUUGCAGUCUGACCUCCUGCAAAAUUGGGCCCGUGUUCCUGGUGUCGUCGCACCUUUUGUUCUUGCCCUUUCCUUUUCUGUAUAACAUUGACUAUUACAUUUCAGCCGCAUUUCUCCUUCAGUUUUUCUGAAGUCAGAUCUGGUUCCCUCAGACUCAGAACAUGCCCUCUUUUCUUUGGUAGGUGCCUUUGGGCUGUUCCUCUGCUUUUUGCCCUUUCUCACUCUUUAUUGAGUUCACCUUUCUCAUCCCCGCCCCAGCAUCACAUCUCCCUUCAUUGAACAUCAUCAUGAUUUCUUUUUAAAUCAGAUUUACAUCUUGAUCUUUAUGUUUCUGUCAUCUGUUCUCCUCACACCUGUGUUCAGCGGCAGCAUCUCCUCCCACCUGUCUGUCCCUUCCUCAUUUUCAGUUAGUCAGAGCACACAUUUUUCCCUCCUCUUUUCUUGGUGCUAUGGCCACUUCUCUAGAGAGCAGCAUCUUUGACAUUUCCAGUGGCCUUCCCCAAAAUGUUCCUUUGCGUCAAGGCUUUUCUUAAUGUAACAUGACGGGGCACUCUUAGCCAUCAGGAAACUAAGGAAACAGCAAGAUGAUUUCUGUGUCUGGUGCUUCUUGUACCUUUUUACAGUGAAGUAACUAACAGAGGCUGAAACUCAGAGCUCGCAGGAACCACUGGUAAGGAGCUGAAGCAUUAUGAGUGUGUAAGAAAUGUUAAGGAAAUAUGUCAUUAAAAUCAAGCUGUAUUUGGUGUAAGUGUGUUUUGUCAUAGUUACACAUGUCUUUAACAACAGGGAAAAAUAAGAGAAAUUUUGGAAGAAAACUUAAAAGACUGCAUACAACCUAGAGGUUAGGAAGACUUUUCUAACCAAGAGAGGAAAGACACGCUAUAAAAUAGUAGUAAAAUAAUGUAUUGAAUAUGUAAGUGUUAAGGGAGGGUGGUAAUUUUAAUAUCAGACUACAUAGAAUCCAAGGUGGAAAACAAGGGACAACAAAAGAUAGAACGUAAUUCUUAGAGAGUCACAGAUCAAAAAACAAGAGAAAGUCUAGAAGAUUUGCUUAAGAUGAUUACUAAACUGAAAUGAAUACAGAAUUGCAUGAAGAACAUUCAGCGAAAAAUUAACCAUGUUCUCAACUACAAAGGAAGUCUCAGUUUCCAAAGAAUCAAAAUCUUAUGGGUUUGUUUCUGUGAGCACAAUGCAAUGAAAUUAGAAAUCAGUGAUAAAAGGCUAUCUAAAAAAUAAUUUUAUCUAAAAGUUAAAAAUAUCUGUUCUUAUUAUUAUGCUGAGUUCUAACAGGACAAGAAAUAACCCACUCCUCCAACAUAACUAGGAGACAGAAAAUUCUGCAAACUUCACUUUACGUGUAAGUGGGGAAACAGACAUCAGCUCCGAAGCCCACACCAGAGCGGGGAGCAAGGCAAGGUUUAAGCGCAAGAGAGGAGCCUGUGACAGGACUCUAGUGGCGGCACGACACAGAUAAUGUCAACUAAGAUUGUCCCAGAGUGAGGAAGUACUAAGGACCGGUCUGAGGCCUGGUGGAUCAGAGUAGUGGCUACUGGGACAGGGAAAGGAGGAGGCUUGGAAAUGCAGAGGACCAGAGGUAGCAGCCUUGGAAAGAUACCUCUUCCGGAAGAGAAAGCGGCAUUUUGGAAGGAGGAGGUCCCCCUUAGAGGCAUAAUAAUGAAAUGAAAGAAGGAACCAGCUGAAACUGUGGGCCCCAGAGAAACCAGGUACUAUCGUUAAAUGGUGUCAAUAUCAACACACAGUUAUUCAUUAAAGAAACUACACUUCACUGUAGCAGCAACGGAGGACACUCUUGAGCUAACAAACCUUAUAAGCCACCCAAACCCCCGCCCCACCCGUGUGACUUCCUGCCCUGGCUCGUCCAGGAAAAUCUAAAACAACUUUUAAUUUAAAAAGAGAAUCCUGGAUCCAUAUUCUGUAAGAAAACAAAAUGAGAAAACUUUUCAGCAGGAUGGAGUUCUACCCCAGUAAUGGUGAAUUUGAUGGUUUGGACCACCCUUCCUGUUAAGAACAACUUGGAAAACUAAUUUUAUCUCAGCUGUGAGAAAUUACAGGAACAAGAUCUGAAAACAGGAAAGCCGGAAGAUGCGUCAGUCCUGAAGGCCGAUUUUUCCUAGAUGCAGCUGCCAAUCUGAAAGCAUGGGUAAAAGACUCAGAAGCUGAACAGAUCUUCUGACAGAUUCAUAGGGCUUUGAAGAACAGAAACUGUAAUUUAGGGUCCACUGAAGACUAGGAGCCCCAGUAAAUCCCCCAGGCUCAAAUUAUUCCUGUGUUUUUUAUGUACACUGUUUGGUACACAUAUAAAAUUAACGAUGCACAUAAGGAGACAAAACCACAUGACUGAAAGACUAAGACAACAGGCAGAUGAAACACCUGUAAGUAAUUCAGAAAAUAGAAUUAUCACCUAUAAUCAAAAAAAUGUUUAAUAUGUUGGUCGAGUUAAAAGACAAUCUUGAGAAUUUUGACAUAGAAUUGGAUAUUUGAAAAAGAACCAACUGGAAGUUUCAUAAAUGAAAAUUAAAAUAACUGAAAUUAAGAAUACAUUAUGUGGUUAUCCAACCACAAAUCAGACACAACUGAAGAGAGACUUAGGGAACUGUAAAUAUAAAAAUCAAGAACAUACUCAUUAAAAUGCAUGGAAGGAAGAAUGGAAAAUACUGAAGAAAAAAGGGCAGGGUGGUUAACAGACUAGGGAUUGUGUGGAAAGUUAUACACACUGAGAUAUUGCAAGUUUGAUUCCGGACCAUCACAGUAAAUCGAACAUCAUAAUAAAGCAAGUCACAUGAAUUUUUUCCCAGUGCAUAUGAAAGUUAAUGUUCACAGUACACUGUAGUCUAUUAAGUGUGUGAUAGCAUUAUCUAAAAAAAAUUUACAUACCUUAAUUUAAAACACUUUAUUACUUAAAAAUACUAACCAUCAUUUGAGCUUUCAGUGAGUCAUCUCUUUGUAAUAGUAACAUCAAAGAUCAUUGAUCACAGAUCACCAUAACAAAUAGAAUAAUAAUGAAAAAGCCUGAAACACUAUGAGAAUUACCAAAAUGUGAUACAGAGACACGAAGUGAGACAAUGCUUUUGGAAAAAUGGCAUUGAUGGGCUUACUUAAUAUAGGGUUGCCACAAAGCUUCAAUUUGUAAAAAAAAAAAAAAUCUGCAAAGCACAAUAAAUCAAA
Molecule: messenger RNA, 10759 nt
Organism: Vicugna pacos (alpaca)
Lineage: Eukaryota; Metazoa; Chordata; Mammalia; Artiodactyla; Camelidae
Gene: RPGRIP1L
Product: RPGRIP1 like
Biological process (GO): retinal rod cell development; non-motile cilium assembly
Cellular component (GO): photoreceptor connecting cilium
Molecular function (GO): thromboxane A2 receptor binding
Source: RefSeq, a predicted model, not a curated record